GGUGGCAGACCAGGGCGCAUGCGUGCUGUGCGGAGCGGUGGGAUACCUGGAAGGUUAAAGCCGGCCGCGGCAGAGGUGGGGAUAUGGCCCGUGCAAAUGUCCCUCCAGCCUUAUCUCUGCGAGAAGCCACCCAGCGGAAGUUGCGGAGGUUUUCCGAGCUGAGAGGCAAACCUGUGGCAGCUGGAGAGUUCUGGGACAUUGUUGCAAUAACAGCAGCUGAUGAAAAACAAGAACUUGCAUAUAAGCAACAGCUGUCAGAAAAGCUGAAAAAAAAGGAGUUACCACUUGGAGUUCAAUAUCAUGUUUUUGUUGAUCCUGCUGGAGCCAAAAUUGGUAAUGGAGGAUCAACAUUUUGUGCCCUUCAAAAUUUGGAAAAGCUAUAUGGAGAUGAAUGGAAUUAUUUUACCAUCCUAUUAAUUCACUCCGGUGGCUACAGUCAACGCCUUCCAAAUGCAAGUGCUCUGGGGAAAAUUUUCACUGCUUUACCUUUUGGUAACCCCAUUUAUCAGAUGUUAGAAUUAAAACUAGCCAUGUACAUUGAUUUCCCCUCACAUAUGAAUCCUGGGAUUCUGGUUACCUGUGCAGAUGAUAUUGAACUUUAUAGUGUCGGAGAAUCUGAGUUUAUCAGAUUUGACAAGCCUGGCUUUACGGCUUUAGCUCAUCCUUCUAGCUUGACUGUAGGUACCACACAUGGAGUAUUUGUCUUAGAACCUUCUAAUUGUUUAGAAUAUAGUGACCUCGAAUACCGGUGUUGCCAUCGUUUCCUUCAUAAGCCCAGCAUAGAAAGGAUGUGUCAAUUUAAUGCUGUGUGUAGACCUAGAAAUUUUUCUCAGCAGGACUUGUCUGGGGGUGACACUGCCUCUCUUAAAUUUGAAUCUGAGUAUGUCUACACGGACAGCCUAUUUUACAUGGAUCAUAAAUCAGCGAAAAAGUUACUUGCUUUUUAUGAAAAAAUAGGCACACUGAACUGUGAAAUAGAUGCUUAUGGAGACUUUCUGCAGGCUUUGGGACCUGGAGCAACUGUGGAGUAUACCAGAAACACAUCAAAUGUCACUAAAGAAGAGUCAGAGUUGGUAGACAUGAGGCAGAGAAUAUUUCACCUUCUUAAAGGGACAUCACUAAAUGUUGUUGUUCUUAAUAACUCCAAAUUUUAUCACAUUGGCACAACUGAAGAAUAUUUGUGUCACUUUACUUCAGGUAGCAGUUUGAAGUCAGAGCUUGGCUUACAGUCCAUAGCUUUUAGCAUCUCUCCAGCAGUACCAGAAUGCUUUGGUAACACAUCCUGUAUCAUUCAAAGUAUAUUGGAUUCAAGAUGUUCUGUGUCACCUGGCUCAGUUGUGGAGUACUCUAGGUUGGGGCCUGAUGUUUCAGUUGGGGAAAACUGCAUUAUUAGUGGUUCUUCUAUCAUAACAACAGCUGUCCUGCCUGCAUAUUCUUUUGUGUGUUCCUUAAGCUUGAAGAUGAAUGGACACUUAAAGUAUUCAACUAUGGCAUUUGGAGUGCAAGACAACCUGAAAAGGAAUGUUAAAACAUUGUCAGAUAUAAAGUCACUUCAAUUCUUUGGCGUCUGUUUCCUGUCAUGCUUAGAUAUUUGGAAUCUGAAAAUUACAGAGGAGCUCUUCUCUGGAAACAAGACAUGUUUGAGUUUGUGGAAUGCUCGUAUUUUCCCAGUUUGUACUUCUUUGAAUGAUUCAGUUACAACAUCCAUAAAGAUGUUAAGUGCUGUGCAAAGCAAGUCAGCAUUCAGCCUGAAUAACUACAAGCUGUUGUCCAUUGAAGAAAUGCUUGCCUACAAAGACGUAGAAGACAUGAUAACCUAUAGGGAGCAAAUUUUUCUAGAAAUUACUUUGAAUAGAAAACUUUGAUUUAGAGACAUCUUAAAUAUUACAUACUUUGCCUUUCUUGAUUAAGCUAGAUUGCAAAUAUAAGUGUUUUCUAUAGAUGUUUGUUUUAUUGAAGUCAUUUAAUGAAAAUUAUGUUAACAGUUGCUGCAGCAUAAAAUCAAUAACACAAAAAUACAGAUAAACCAUUUUUGAAGAAACUAUUAUUAGGCUGUAACUUCAGGAAAGGGAUUUUUAGAUGUUUAUGACUAUUUUAAUAUUUCUAUAAAUUAAGAUGGAUUUAUGGAGCAUUAGUUUGUUCACAUAAUAAUGUACUAGUUUUAAAGGCAAUUUUCUAAACAUACCUUUAGUUUUUCCCUCUUCUUUUUGGCAUCAGUUCCAAAAAAGUUCUUAGUGUUUAUUGGCAGUUCUCUUCUCAGAUGUAGUAAUUCUGAUUAACUAAUAAAAAUAGCAUACAAUCUGAUCUUCAGAGCACUGUUGGAAUAUUGUCAAAAUAUCAUCUGCAGGGACAGAUUUAUAAUUAUCAAAUUCAGAUUAAAUUAAUGCUUAAAAUAUUGUGAUAAUCUUAAUUGAUAAGUAAUGGACAACUCUGAAAUUGAUGCUAAAAAUCUCAUUUAUUGAUCUUACCAAAAUGAAACAAAAAAGGGUAUAUGUGUUAUUUUAUCCAUAUAAAGUUGAAAAUGUGUUUGUAUAUCCUAAAAAUGUUCCCUAAAUUUUCAUCCAUAGGAAAGCAUACACACCCACAAAAGUCAAAUAUCUGUGUGGGGAAGAUGGUAGGAAUAAUUGAGAUUCACUGAUAAUAAUAUGUUUAUUCUGAGCAUUACUUUCAUCCUCAUACUAAUCUCUUUAAUAGAACUGUUAAAUUACCAGAUGAACUGAUUUUACUUUUCAUUUCUUAUUUUUUGUCCAUGCACUGGUAAUGAUGCUGAGAAGCAAUAAAUACCCAAAAGGUAGAUAGCAGGAAGGAGCCAGAAGAAGAGAAAGAUUAAGAAAAUGCACACAUGAUAAACAGCUUCAAGAAAUAAAAAUUGGCUGGCAUCCCAAGUUAUAUGUACCAAUCUAUAUAUAUAAAAGCCUAAUAUGCAAAGUGUCCCCUCAGGAGUUUGACCUGGAGACCAGGAGUUCAAUCGCUUGCUAAUGAUGUGCUCUGACCACCAGGUGGUGGCGCGGAAUGAAGGAAAGCCCCACCCGGCAGCUGGAAGGCCCUGGCCCUAGGGACCUUACCUGUGCAUGAUUUCGUGCACAGAGCCUCUAGUUUGAUAUAAGCACAUAAGUGAAAUGUGCUCAUACCAAAGUCUAAUAACCCUAUAUAAUAAAAGCAUAAUAUGCAAAUCGACCAUCCAUUUGGGACCAAGCUAUGACACCCACUGGUGCCAGGCCAGCCAAGGUGGGUGCAAUGCGAUUGGCCAGGGGUGCAGCUCAAACCCAUGAUUGCCUUGCAGAAGGAGGCCUAGGCCACCAACCAGCAGGCUGCGGCGGGUGGGCAGGGCCUCCCUCUGUGAGGGAAUCCCAGGUCCUGGGUGCCAGCAGCUGGAGAAAGCCUAGGUCCCGGGUGCCGGCAGCUGGAGGGGGCACAGGUCCCAGGUGCUGGAGGGAAGCCAGUGCCGGCAGCCGGGUGAAGGAAGGCCUACUCUUGCAUGAAUUUCAUGCAUUGGGCCUCUGGUAAUUACAGAAAAGACUUGUAAUUGUUUUGUAUUUUAACAUGAGUAAAUUGAAAUAAGAACUGGUCUGUGCCACUUUUAUUGAUGUAUCCAAUGACAAAACGAAAAUAAUUAUUUGGUAAACCAGAAGUAACUUGUCUGUAACUCUCAAUGAUCAUAUUUAUGUCUUGUUUUUUUCUUUCUUAAAGGUUCUUUUCAAGGACAAAAUAAAGAUAUAUAUAGUAGCUAUUGUGUAGCAUUUACUGAUUUACUUGCACAGUUUUUAGAGGAUAUUAUGUUUAUCAUUUAUUAAAUGUUCACUAUUGUAUUUCAUAGUAUAAUCUAUAUAAUUUUGUACAAUCUAAAAGGCCAUCAAUUAUUAAGAAUCACCAUUAUUUUAUGUUCCACAAAAAAGAGAAAACGCUACCAAUAAAAUAUUACUC
Messenger RNA from Myotis myotis, 3924 nucleotides. RefSeq names its product fucose-1-phosphate guanylyltransferase (gene FPGT). The record is from RefSeq and is a predicted model, not a curated record. Gene Ontology annotation, molecular function: transferase activity, transferring phosphorus-containing groups. Lineage: Eukaryota; Metazoa; Chordata; Mammalia; Chiroptera; Vespertilionidae. The coding region runs from base 84 to 1865 and encodes 593 amino acids. The transcript has 4 exons.